GAUGACCAGAGACUGCUGACAUAGUACAGGAGAUGACCAGAGACUGCUGACACAGUACAGGAGAUGUCCAGAGACUGCAGACACAGUACAUGAGAUGACCAGAGACUGCAGACACAGUACAGGAGAUGACCAGAGACUGCAGACACAGUACAGGAGAUGUCCAGAGACUGCAGACACAGUACAGGAGAUGUCCAGAGACUGCAGACACAGUACAGGAGAUGUCCAGAGACUGCAGACACAGUACAGGAGAUGUCCAGAAAUUGCAGACAUAGUACAGGAGAUGACCAGAGACUGCUGACAGUACAGGAGAUGACCAGAGACUGCGGACA
Staurois parvus is the source of this 329-nucleotide messenger RNA. The record is from the annotation of a GenBank genome assembly. NCBI's taxonomy places the organism in Eukaryota, Metazoa, Chordata, Amphibia, Anura, Ranidae.